Molecule: messenger RNA, 3078 nt
Organism: Rotaria sp. Silwood2
Lineage: Eukaryota; Metazoa; Rotifera; Eurotatoria; Philodinida; Philodinidae
Source: the annotation of a GenBank genome assembly
AUGAUUACUCAAUCUACUACUCAUGUUCAACAUAAAAAUCAAUUGCUAUAUUUUAUUAGUAAUCUGAAUCUCUACAAUGACUAUGAUGAGAUGACUCUCACUGGUCAGCUUCUAUCAACACGUGUUUUCGUCGUCUUGCUUUCAAUCGCUCUUGUGAUUAUACUAGCAUUUACUGGUAUUAUUCCUCAAACACGUGCAUUCACUGUCUAUUCACCAUCUGUCAAUGAAUUCGAAAGUUUCAUCAAUAGAUACCCAACUGCAACUGCAUGUCGCUGUUCUCAAACAUCAAUUUCUUAUCUACAAUUUGUGUCAUUCAAUCCACAAUUUCAUCAAGUUUGUUCAAGUAAUUUCAUCAAUGAAGAAUGGUUUUCUUCGUUAUUCAAUGCUAAUACAAGCAAUUACUAUCCUCUUGAUUUUCGAUUGGUGGCUUCUGCACAAUUGCAAGUUUUAUCUCUUCUCUGUCGAAUAUCACAUGGAGUUGUAAUUGAUGCUCUUAAAGGUUUGGCUUCAGCAUCAGUGUUUUCACUAAAUGCAUUGUCACGUGACGUACUUCAUAGUUAUAUAGACACAUCCAUUGAACAAUUCAAGAAAAAUACACUUAACAAUUUUCAUUUACACAAUCAUUUUGUGUUAUCCCUUGUUUCAGAACAUCGUUUUAUAUCUGCAUUACGAACAAAUUUCUAUACGAGAAGUGUUCCUGGUAGUAACAUUUUUGAAACUUUUUCUGCCAUAUAUCCACAACAAGUUAAUCAAACUCAAUCGUCAUCGAUGUCGAAUGAAAUAUGUCGGUGUGAUCAGAAAAAUCAUUGUAUUUAUCCUGCUGGUAUUUAUAAUCAAUCAAAAGCUAUCAUUCCAAAUGAAGUGUUUUCACUUGAUGAACCAUCUCUAUUCAUUGUACCAGGAUUUCAAGUUGGAUGCAUACCUCAAAACGCAUUGCUUCAUUCAACAUUGGAAUGUUUUUAUAAUCAAUCAUGUUUAGAUAUGGUAAUUUCAUUGACUGGUGCUCUUUCCACUGUCUCAAUUUUAAAUAUUUCAAACCCUUCACGAUUCAAUCCAACAACAACUAUUAAUGUUCUCUUUGAUAAUCUAAUGAUCGAAUCUUGGAAAAACUCUACUGAUUUUGAGGCAUAUUUUCAAACGUGUGCACCAAAAUCAUGUUCAUAUUCAUAUAUACAACGGUUCUUUCUCAUUUACAUGAUCACAACUAUGGCUAGUGUUUUUGGUGGACUUAUCGUAGUAUUACGUAUAGCAUCGCCAUUGUUGCUAAAAUUCAUUUUACAUUUUUGUCCCCAAGAAGUUCGAACGUUGGAAGCUGAUGAAGAACAUGAACCCAAUAGAAAUUUCAAAGAUCGUAUACGAAACUUCAUUAAGUUAGUUGGUCACAAAGUUACUACAUUUAAUUUGUUCGCAACAACUUUCACCAAUGUUCGACAUGGGAUUUAUUCUACUCGUGUCUAUAUCAUAUUAUUGAUGCUUGGUAUAUACACAUUGACCAUUUACUCUACUUCAAUAGUUAGUUCACAACGAAUCACUAUCAAAAAUCCAAGUCCAGAUCAAUUUGAGCACCUUUAUGCCAUGUAUUCAUCCAUUCUUUCAUGUCCAUGUCGAUAUUCAUUGAUACCACGUUCAACAUUUAUAUCCAAUGACAUAAAAAUUCAUUCAUUUUGUACAAGUAGUUUUGUGCAUGAUGAUCGAUGGUUCCAAUAUUGGAAAAUGGAAUUCUUAAAUGGUACCAUCGAUCCUAAUCCACUAUUUCAUUGGACUGAUUUUCGAAAGAAUGGACUUAAAUUUUUCAAUUACGCUAAAAUAUGCUGUGAUAUAGCCAAUAGAACUUUGUCUAAUAUAAUGAAUUCGUUUCAAGACGAGUAUUUUGUCUCUCCUCAACCUCUCUCUCAACUAGAAUUCAAUGAAACGACCUAUAUGUGGGAAACUUAUUUGCAAAUGCAGAUUGGCCAAAUAUACUGGGCUAAAUUAUAUCAAGUGGAAGAAAGUAUUCGACAGGGUGGAUUAAUUUCAUUCGAUUUUAUUGAUCCUUCUCUGGUAUCCAACCAUAUUAAUAAUGCGUGGAUUCUAAAAUAUGGUUCAGACAAUACUAAUAUUUUUAAUAAUCGGCCAUGUGAUUGUGAAGAAGUUCAAGUUUGUUUAAAAUCAUUGGGUUUCUAUAGCAAUUCAUUGUUAUCUGCACAAACCGAUAUCAUAUCAGGUCAAAUUAUUCCUGGUCUAUACCUUGGUUGUACACUUUUAGAUUUUAGUUUUUCUACACUAGAAUGUUUUUACAAUCAACUAUGUGUCCAGAUGCUAAUUGAUCAACGUCUUUAUGGUUAUGAAAAUAUCUAUUUACCAAUCAAUUUGACUAAUAUAACAGCACUUGAUCCUAAUGAUGUCAUCACAAUGGAACUUCAAGACCCAUUCCUAUUUCUCAUGCGGACUGCUUUUGUUGAUCAAUGGAUCUACAUAAAAAAUUAUACAUCGUACUAUGCUCAUUGCCAGCCACAAAUAUGUACCUAUACAAUACAGCAGAAAUUACAUCAUUUUGCUUAUGUUAACUUAGUUAUUGGCUUGAUUGGAGGAUUAACUGUUCUUCUUCGUGUUUUCGUUCCAUUGUUCAUUAAAAUUAUCUAUCUGAUUUAUCAUUUGUGUCGUCGGCAAACACGAGGCAUUGUUGUUGGAUGUUCAAUCAUGGAUGGUCUUUCACAGUCGACAUUUGAAUGCUUCUAUGAUGAUGUUUGCGUCAAUCAACUAAAUAGAGUUCUGGGUAGUUCUUUUACUACAUUUAAUCUUAAUGCAACGCCAUUCUCACCAACGACUUCAAUAGGAUCGAUUCUGGAUGACUAUUACAGGAUAUCAUAUGCUGUUUCACUUAAUUAUUCUGCAUAUUUCCAAGAAUGUGCUCCAUCAAUAUGUCAAUAUCAUCGUGCUGAACCAAACAAUAUUGUUUAUAUAUUCACAACACUGCUUGGAUUAUAUGGAGGAUUAACAGCAAGUCUACAUAUUUGCGUAUGGUAUUUGUUACGCCUUCGCCGAAUCAUAGUGCAGCAUUGUUCAUGGCGGUUGCGACGCAUACAUCCUUCGCCUUGA